CGUGCUUCAUUCACCUGUUACCGCUGUCAUUAGAGUCGAUCCACACACACACACCUCUCCACUGUACGACUCAGGACACUCGCCGACUGCACACAUCCAACAUCCGCUGCUCAAAAAAGAGGGAGCAAUGACUGGACAUCACUGGGGAUAUGGAGAGGACAACGGUCCAUCAGCAUGGCACAAAGACUAUCCCAUUGCCGAGGGUAACCGCCAAUCCCCUAUUGAUAUAGUCCCUGCAGAAGCUGUAUUUGAUGCCAGACUGUCUCCGAUCUCUCUGUCUUACAACAACUGCACCUCUCUCAACAUAUCAAACAAUGGCCAUUCUGUAGUAGUGGAGUUUGUUGACACCGACGAGAGGUCAGUGAUCCGAGGAGGUCCUCUGGAAAACAUGUACAGACUUAAACAGUUUCACUUCCACUGGGGAGGCAAGGGUUGCAGUGGCUCUGAGCAUACGGUUGGUGGGAAAACCUAUGUGUCUGAGCUUCAUCUGGUUCACUGGAACGCCAUAAAGUACAAGUCCUUUGGUGAGGCAGCAGUAGCCCCUGAUGGUCUGGCUGUCCUUGGGAUCUUUCUGGAAACCGGUGAUGAACACAGAGCUCUUCAUCAGAUAACAGAUGCCUUGUAUAUGGUUAGAUUCAAGGGAAGUGUUGUUGAUUUCAAGGGUUUUAACCCAAAGUGCCUCUUGCCGAACAGUCUGGAAUACUGGACGUACCCAGGCUCUCUCACCACUCCUCCACUGCAUGAGAGCGUCACAUGGAUUGUGCUUAAAGAACCUAUUUAUGUAUCGGAGAAGCAGAUGGGAAAGUUCCGGACGCUGCUGUUUAACGGAGAAGAGGAAGAGGACCGAAAGCGCAUGGAGAACAACUUCCGACCACCACAGCCACUGAAAGGCAGGACAGUGCGGGCAUCUUUUAAGUAGCCUGUUUGCUUAUUGGUGACCAAGACUACAUCACCAAUUGUGAUCAACUAUACUUCAAGACACUGUUCUAGAAUCAACUCUGUGGUUGAAGUAUGAUUAAUAAGGGGUUGGGGUGUGUUCAAUCAUGUCACUUUCUGUCUGCUGCUUAAAGGUGUUUUGGCCGAUGACCUCGAACACAGUUUGACUUUGACAUUGAGCUCUUUGAAUCCGAGGCUCUACAUUUUUAGAUCCCUUCUCAUCCACCUUGAUCAGGCUUGUGCAAGCAUUUUCUUGUUGCAGGAGAUAUUUGUGCUUCCAAAGGGUCCAAGCUGAUGGGGUCUGAUAAACCGGCUGUUGUCUGCUUUCUCACUGCUAUAGGAAAGUGUCUGUAAUCCAGGAGCCUGAAAUUUAACCCGUUAGUCUACAUCAGAGGCUUAAGGCAUGUGUCAUUUAAGCUGUUUAUAGUGUGUGUGUGUGUGUAUAUAUAUAUAUAUAUAUAUAUAUA
Messenger RNA from Megalobrama amblycephala (Wuchang bream), 1403 nucleotides. RefSeq names its product carbonic anhydrase VII (gene ca7). Gene Ontology annotation, molecular function: carbonate dehydratase activity; zinc ion binding. The record is from RefSeq and is a predicted model, not a curated record. The transcript has 7 exons. Bases 128 to 919 code for a protein of 263 amino acids. Lineage: Eukaryota; Metazoa; Chordata; Actinopteri; Cypriniformes; Xenocyprididae. Gene Ontology annotation, biological process: regulation of intracellular pH. Gene Ontology annotation, cellular component: cytoplasm.